CUGGCUGACACAUUCUGUUUGAACAAAACGAAGCAAAGCAACAGGAAAGUGAUACGACUGUAACUCCAGUUGAAAAUGGCUGCCGCUUGUCUUCAGUCUCAUGAUGAGAUAAGAUGUCUAUUAGAACAAACAGAAGAACAUCUGACCUCCCUCAACAAACGAAUUGAAACUAUGGAAGGCAAACAACAACAGCAACAUAAGAAGAUAAGAGCUGCUCUAAAAGACAAAGAAAAGGAAACUGAAGCAAUCAAAGAAAGAAUAAAUGAGAUGAAUGGAAAACACCAAAAGAACAGGCUUGGAAAGAUUGAGAAAAAGCAACAUGACCAAAAUCCCCAGUUAAGAUCUGCUUUGGACCAAGAAGAAAAUUAUCUAUCAUUAGUUAAAGAAAGUUUCAAACAGAUUACAAAUCUUCAGCAACAAAAACAUACUUCAAUAAGAUCUGAACUGCUUGAAGAAGAAGAGCGUCUAAGAUCAAGCAACGUGAACAGCUCAACAGAUUUACAGACCAUGAUGAGGCCAGUGAGAUGGGUGUUCAGCUGUUUCCCUACUAACUCGAAUGUCACUGGAAACCAAAACCCCAGUAAUGAAAUUGAAGAUGACCAGGAAGACCAGCAUCAUAAGACAAGAUCUGCUUUGGAACAUGAAAAGAAAAACCUAGACUCACUCGAAACAAGUAUUAAAGAGAUUGAAGAAAUUCAGAGGAAAGAAGAACAUCAACUAACAUCUGCACUUCAGCCAAAUGAGAAGCAAUCUCAGUUACAAAGAGAAGAUACAGAAACAGCAGACAUGGUUUUACUUCAGAAAAGCAGUUACUAA
This is a messenger RNA of Gambusia affinis (western mosquitofish), 816 nucleotides long. RefSeq lists its product as uncharacterized. The transcript is spliced from 17 exons. The record is from RefSeq and is a predicted model, not a curated record. Lineage: Eukaryota; Metazoa; Chordata; Actinopteri; Cyprinodontiformes; Poeciliidae. The coding region runs from base 76 to 816 and encodes 246 amino acids.